AUGCAGGCCAGUGCUCUCCUCGGCCUGCUGGCCUUCACGGCCGCAGCGGCUGCCAUCCCGGCCACCCCCCGCCAGGCCCAUUCCGAUGCCUCCAUCCAGAACCUCAAGACCCAGAUCAAGAACGUGGUCGUCCUGGUGAUGGAGAACCGGUCCGUCGACAAUUUGCUCGGCGGGCAGACCCUCAAGGGACUGGAGAAUCCCAUCCAGAACGGACCGUACUGCAACCCGUACAACCUCACCAACCCGGCCGAGGGCACCGUCUGCAGCGCCUCCAGGGACUACGACUCCAUCACGGACGACCCUGACCACGCCAUCUACGGCAACAACUUCCAGUUCUACGGCUCCUUCACCCCGGACAAUGCCCGCAUCGCCGGGGGCCAGCUGACCCCGAGCCAGCAGGGGUUCGUCCACGAGCAGCUCCGCCUGUAUAGCGCCGCCGCCAACCGCACGGAGCUGUCCACGCAGGUCAUGAACUACUACACCGAGCAGCAGGUGCCCGUCCUGACCACGCUGGUGCAGAACUUUGUCGUCUUCAACCACUGGCACUCGGACAUUCCGGGGCCCACCGAUCCCAAUCGGGCCGCGCUGGUGUCAGGCACAUCCUAUGGCCACGGCAGCAACGACAUGGCCUUUCUCAAGCAUGCCUUCCCCCAGCGGUCCAUCUUCCAGCAGCUGACGGAGACGGGGCACUCAUGGAUCAACUACUACGACACUGCGGGAGGCACCGGUCCAGAUGCCGGGUUCUUCAACUGGACGUACAACACCAACAACACGAACAAGAUCCGGCCGCUGAAGAACUUCUACAGCGACGCCGCCGCGGGCUCCCUGCCGGAAUUCACCUACAUCAACCCGUCCUGCUGCGGCGUCGGCACCAACUCGAUGCACCCGAGCGGGCUGAUCUCCGACGGCGAGCGACUCAUCAAGAGCGUGUACGACGCCCUGCGCGCCGGUCCGCAAUGGAACGACACCCUCUUUAUCCUCAGCUUCGAUGAGACGGGUGGCUUCCACGACCACGUCCCUCCCCCGCUGGCCCUCCGACCCGACAAUCGGACCUACACGACCAGAACCCCGAGUGGGGAGAGAUAUACCUUCGAGUUCAACCGCCUAGGGGGCCGGAUUCCCACCCUGUUGAUCUCCCCGUGGGUUGGUAAGGGGUACGUGGAGCAGAAAGGGAGGGAUGCGCAGGGGAAGAUAGUCUCGUACUCGGCCUCGUCGAUCUUGCGCACUCUGGGGUAUCUCUGGGAUUUUGCCCCGUUUAACGCGCGCGUGGAGGGUGCGCCGUCGUUCGAGCAUCUCGUUCGGACGAGUGCGCGGAGUGAUACCCCUGUUGUGCUGCCUAUUCCGGUGCCGUUUAGAUAGAUGGAAUUGUCAUACGGUACUGGGACUGGUACUGUGUUAAUGAGAGGGAUCAUUCAUGACAAGAAGCGAAUAUUAUC
Molecule: messenger RNA, 1436 nt
Organism: Aspergillus heteromorphus CBS 117.55
Lineage: Eukaryota; Fungi; Ascomycota; Eurotiomycetes; Eurotiales; Aspergillaceae
Product: phosphoesterase superfamily protein
Exons: 2
Coding region: 1-1359 (452 amino acids)
Biological process (GO): phospholipid catabolic process
Molecular function (GO): hydrolase activity, acting on ester bonds
Source: RefSeq, a predicted model, not a curated record